This is a messenger RNA of Sporothrix brasiliensis 5110, 2019 nucleotides long. Its product is annotated as actin associated protein. Gene Ontology annotation, cellular component: cytoplasm; membrane; actin filament. The coding region runs from base 1 to 2019 and encodes 672 amino acids. The record is from RefSeq and is a predicted model, not a curated record. Lineage: Eukaryota; Fungi; Ascomycota; Sordariomycetes; Ophiostomatales; Ophiostomataceae. Gene Ontology annotation, biological process: actin filament polymerization; potassium ion transport. Gene Ontology annotation, molecular function: voltage-gated potassium channel activity; actin binding; microtubule binding. The transcript is spliced from 3 exons.
AUGCCGUCGGUCCUGAGCGAAGCCGACAAGGAGACCGUCAAGCGCUUCGUGCCCAAGGCAAACAACAAGAUCCAAGCCGUCGCCGUCGCCAAGCUCUACAUUGCCUUUCCCAACCGCCAAAAAUGGACGGACACCGGUCUGCAGGGCGCUGCCGUGCUCUGCAACGACCUCGUCGGCAACACAUUCUGGAUUAAGAUGGUGGACAUCUCCUCCGGAAACCGUGGUGUAAUCUGGGACCAGGAAAUCUACGACACGUGGAACUACAACCAGGACCGUGUCUUCUUCCACACCUUUGAGCUGGAGGACUGCCUCGCGGGGCUGUCUUUUGCCGAUGAGAAGGAGGCCAAGCAAUUCAAAAAGAAGAUGGACGACCGCGAGAAGAACGCCAGCAAGGCCACGCGUGCCAUGCCUUUCGGUGGCGCCGCUCCCGCAACGACAGGUGGUCACAAGCAUUCGCGACUCGGCGGCAUUUUCGGCGGCCACCGCCACUCAUCUGCACCAACACCACCCGAAUCUCCGCGGAGCUACGGACCGGGCCAAGGCUCUGGAUUCGGCCACGGCCGGUCAGGUAGUAUCAACAGCGGCCGCGGCCCGACGCCGCCGUCUGAGUUUGCGACUCUCGACGCCUUCGACCCCAACUGGCGCGAACACUUUGGCGACGACUUGCGGGCCAAGGGUCUCACCGACGAGUUCAUACGCGACAACCAGGACUUCAUCGUCGACUUCUUGCGACAACAGUCUGCACCGGCACCGGCAGCGCCAGCGCCAGCAGCAUCAGCGCCUCCUCCACAAGCGGCGGCCCCGCCGCCUCCGCCACCUCCGUCGGCUGCACCCUCUACUGCAGUUGCUGCAGCAACUGCUGCUGUUGCGGCGUCUAGUGGGCCAGGCAUGCGUGCACCACCACCGCCUCCUCCCGGAGGUGGUGUGAGUGGUGGUGCGGCAGCAGCCAAACGGGCAGGAGGCCAGCCGCCUCCACCACCUGCGCCUCGCCGGUAUGGUGCCAAAACUGACCCAACGCCCGCCGCGCCGCCACCGCCACCCGAACCCCCCCGUGAGCCGUCCCCGCCGCGGCCCAAAUACGCUGUGCCACCGGCCCUCGCCGAUGCCGGUAAGUUCGCGCAUUCGAGGAUGCCGCCGCAACAGCAGAGCCGUCCCGUGCCAACCACACCGGGCCCCCCGCCGCCACCGCGCCCUCCAAAAACGGCCAUCGACGACGACGACAACGGCAACGGUGGACGCCGGUUUGGUGUGCCUCCACCCUUCAAUGGCCAGCGCAACGUUCCCCCGCCUCCAGCCAGCCGCAACUCUGGCUCCCCCGCCCCGCCCUUACCAGCACGCGAAUCUGCACCACCACCAGCGCCACCACGGCCCCCAGUUGGAGGUGCCCCUCCCCUUCCGCCUUCCAACACGCGCCCUGUCCCCAUGCAGCCGCCACCGCCGCCUGCUCGGAACUCUGGUCCCUCGGCGGCACCUCCACCACCACCACCUCCUCCGCCUCACCCCAACGGUGGCAUGAGCGGUGUUCCUCCGCCGCCACCACCACCACCUCCUCCUCCUGCUCACCCCAACGGUGGCAUGAGCGGUGUCCCACCACCACCCCCUCCACCCCCGCCUCCAGGUGGCUCUGGUGGACCUCCUCCACCUCCUCCUCCGCCGCCACCGCCUGGUGGUAUGGGCGGCCCGCCUCCACCUCCUGGACCACCUCCGCCGCCGUCUGGUGGUGGACCGCCCCUGCCGAAGCCUGGCCAAGACAGGUCUGCAGUGCUGGCGGGUAUCCAGAAUGCAGGUGGCAUUCAGGCACUGAAGAAGGUGGACAAGAGUCAGAUUCGCGAUCGCAGUGAAGCACAAGUGGGCGGGCGCAGUGCAGACAGCGGCCCGGCUGGUAGUGGGAUGCCACCGGCUGGUGCUGGUGGCGGCGGCAACGUUGCAGGCUCGCUGGCCCUGAUGGCGGAGCUGCAGAAACGCAAGGAGAAAGUCAGCAAGAGUGAUAAUGAAGAGUCGGACGACGAGUGGGAUUAG